Messenger RNA from Hemibagrus wyckioides, 784 nucleotides. Lineage: Eukaryota; Metazoa; Chordata; Actinopteri; Siluriformes; Bagridae. The record is from the annotation of a RefSeq genome assembly.
AUGGCCCACCAAGCACAUGCAUAUCAUAUGGUCGACCCUAGCCCAUGGCCCCUUACCGGUGCAGUAGCUGCUCUUCUAAUAACAUCAGGUUUAGCAAUCUGAUUCCACUUCCACUCUACAACAUUAAUAACCUUAGGAUUAAUCCUGCUUCUACUCACAAUACUCCAAUGAUGACGGGACAUUAUCCGAGAGGGAACCUUCCAAGGACAUCAUACGCCCCCUGUACAAAAAGGUCUACGAUAUGGUAUAAUCUUAUUUAUUACCUCAGAAGUAUUCUUCUUCUUAGGAUUCUUUUGAGCCUUUUACCACUCUAGCCUUGCCCCUACCCCAGAACUUGGAGGAUGUUGACCACCAACAGGUAUUACAACACUUGACCCAUUCGAAGUGCCUCUACUUAACACCGCCGUCCUCCUAGCAUCUGGUGUAACAGUAACCUGAGCUCACCACAGCCUGAUAGAAGGAGCCCGAAAACAAGCAAUUCAAUCACUAGCUCUUACAAUCCUCCUAGGCCUAUAUUUCACUGCCCUACAAGCCAUAGAAUAUUAUGAAGCCCCUUUCACCAUUGCAGAUGGUGUAUACGGCUCUACCUUCUUCGUAGCGACAGGUUUCCACGGACUCCAUGUUAUUAUUGGCUCAUCUUUCCUUGCUGUCUGUUUCUUCCGACAAGUCCGAUAUCAUUUUACAUCAGAACAUCACUUUGGGUUUGAAGCAGCUGCCUGAUAUUGACAUUUCGUAGAUGUUGUAUGAUUAUUCCUAUAUGUCUCUAUUUACUGAUGAGGCUCAU